AUGAUGAACAUUGUACCUAGAACUGCGUGUUGUGCUACACUGGGAACUAGAGCACUAAUCUAUUUUUAUUCCCCUUUCUUCCUUCUAGUGCAAGCUAAGCUCAGUAUAGGCCAGAGGAAAGUAAGAGUUCAAGAAGGACCGCUGUUCAGAGCCGAAGGUUACCCUGUCAGCAUUGGCUGCAGUGUAAGCGGUCAUCAGGGACCUUCUCUGCAGCACUUCCAAUGGUCUGUGUACCUGCAGAGCCCCAGCCAGGGAGUCCAGAUCAUCAGCACCAAGGAUGCCGGCUUCUCCUACGCAGUGUACGUGCAGCAGGUACGAAGCCAAGACAUCUAUGUGGAGAGGCUGCAGGAGAGCUCUGUCCUGCUGCAUAUCUCCAACCUCCAGAUGAAGGACGCUGGCGAGUAUGAGUGUCACACGCCCAGCACUGAUGGAAAGUACUUAGGCAGUUAUAGUGCAAAGACAAAUCUAACUGACAUGAUGUUGGCUCCUGGGCCCUCCUAUUCAGAGAGGUUUAUCGCAGGAGAUGUGCAGCUUGACAAGCUUGGUGCCUCUUCCUUCAGACUGUCCGUAAGUAGGCUUCAGCCUUCAGACCAAGGUCAGCUGUUCCGUGAAGCCACUGAAUGGAUUCAGGAUCCUGAUGAAACUUGGACUUUGAUCACCAGAAAGCAGACAGAUCAAACAACUCUGAGAAUCCAGCCGGCAGUGAGGGAUUUGGAAAUGAGCAUCACAGCCCAGGGUCCCUUUGACAAAGGGAACCUCUUGGACCUGGUUUGCCUGGUGGUGGGUGGUGGCCACAAUCCACAGCUUCAAGGCACUUGGCUCCUUGAUGGGUUGGAAAUUGCUGGCAUUGAUGCUGCUGGAGUCCUGGAGCUGAAGAGGAACUACAGAGACAGAGCCAGCCAAGGACAGUUGCAGGUUUCAAAGUUAAGCUCCAAGGCUUUCUCACUCAAGAUCUUCUCUGUGGGCCCAGAGGACACUGGCGCCUACAGCUGUGUAGUGACAAAGGUGGCAAGAACUGAGACAGGCUCCUGGAAGGUGCUCCAGAGAAAGCAGUCACCAGUCAGCCAGGUGCAUCUGAGGGAGCCAGCAGCAUGAAGUAUGGUCUUGUCUACCAAGCAGCAAGCUGUGUGGGAAGGAGAAGUGCUCACUUUACUCUGCAAGGCAGGUGGGACUGAAACUCCAUUGUCUAUGAGCUGGUGGCAGGUCCCACAGGACCAAACCACACCCAAGCUUGUGGCUAGCAUGGGGCAGGAUGGUGCUGUGCAGCUGGGUGCCUCCUCUGAGGGCUCCAGGUGCCAUAGCAACACAAGGCUGGAGAAGAUAGACUGGGCCACUUUUCAGCUAGAGAUCACUUCUGUGUCAGUCACGGACAGUGGGGCCUAUGAGUACAGAGUGUCCGAGAAGCCCUGGAACCAGGCCAGAGAUCUGCACUGGGCUCACAAGGUGUCAGUCACAGUAAAAUCUCUGCAGUCAAGUUUACAAGUUAAUCUGAUGAGCCGUCUACCACAAGUGAAGUUAAGCCACACCUUUGACCUGUCCUGCCUGAUGAGGGCCAGCUACUCUGACCUCAAGCCUCCACUUGCUGUGACCUGGCAGUUCCAGCCAGCCAGCUCUGGAGCCUUUCAUCAGCUAAUUCAAAUCACUCAUAAUGGCACUAUUGAAUGGGGAGACUCCUUGUCCCAGUUUCACAAGAAGACAAAGGUUUCACAGUCUUGGUUUCAUUCUCAACUCUUAAUCCAUGAUGCCACAGCUGAAGAGACAGGAGUGUAUCAGUGUAAAGUCGAAGUUUAUGACAGCAAUGCACUAUGCACAAGCAACCCAGCCAGGGCUUCUGCCAUCUCUAACUCAUUGAUGGUAACUGUUUCUUUACCAUAUAAUGUUCUCACAGUGGAUGAACUCAGUCAAGUGCGAGAGCUCUCCAUCAGCUCCAGCACUCAUCUUGAAUGUAGCAUCUUGUCCCAGUCCACUGGUAACCUUCCAUUAUCCAUCAUUUGGUACUUUUCUCCCAUUUUCACAAAUGCAUCCUAUCUGAAGAUCCUGGAAAUGGACCAAACAAAUGUUAUAAAAUAUGGGGAUGAAUUUCAAACCCCAUGGAGCAAAGAAAAAUUUCAUCCUGAGAAAGUUUCCCAAGACUUGUUUCUGCUGCAUAUUCUGCAGGUGCAAGACAGUGACCAGGGCCGUUACUACUGUGCUGUGGAGGAAUGGCUCUUGUCCUCAAGUGGUGCUUGGGAGCAGCUUGGGAGGAAGAUUUCGGGACUAACCAGACCCACAGGAAGUAAGGUUCAUGUCUCCAAAGUGAACUGGACAGGGAUUGCGCCUGAGCACGGGGAGGUGGCCACCAGCUGCAGCUUGGACAGCUCAAGUGGCCUGGCCACCCUGUACUCGGUGACAUGGUACUGGAGCCGAGAAGACGCCGCCAGUCAGAUGCUGGGGCAGCUGCAGCACAACGGCCUGCUGGAGAGCAGCCAGGAGGGGCGCAGGAGGCUCCCGCACUGCUACCGUUCACCCCCUUCAGACUUUGUCUCGCGGCUACAUCAGCUGAAGAGGGAGGAUGCCGGGGUCUACUGGUGCAGGGUGGCACAGUGGCAGCAACAUGGCCACGCAGGCAACUGGGUCAACCAAGCCUCAGACGAGUCACAGCGGAUGGAGCUCAUGGUGUUACCUUCAGAGCCCACAUUCUCUUCCCGGAUCUGCUCUUCAGCAGCCGUCCUCCACUUCCUUAUCAUCUGCCCCUGCAUCGUGCUCAUUCUUCUCACAAUGUCCCUCUUCUGCUUGUACUGGAAGUCCAGGAAGUUGUCAUGGCUGAAGGUGGGCACAAAAGAGGCCAGAGACUGA
This is a messenger RNA of Jaculus jaculus (lesser Egyptian jerboa), 2835 nucleotides long. RefSeq names its product CD101 molecule (gene Cd101). The record is from RefSeq and is a predicted model, not a curated record. Lineage: Eukaryota; Metazoa; Chordata; Mammalia; Rodentia; Dipodidae.